AUGACCGCCCCCGAGCGCCCUCCCAUUCAGCACAUCGAGGAGUCCUCCCUCCAAGACGUCGCCGGGCGCGUGGCCUACCUGAAAGCCUUCCUGCACUUCACCGACGACGACGGCGCGGCGCUGAACGCCGCCACCCCCAUACUCGCGCCCGCCAUCCCCGCGGUGCUCGACACCAUCUACACGAACCUGAUCUCAUUCGACGUGACAGCCAAGGCGUUCAUGCCGCGACAGCCCGAGCAGGACGAGCACGACCCGGCGGCGGCGACGCUCGAGCAGCUGUCGCUCACGCACCCCAACAUCCUGCACCGCAAGGACUUCCUCAAGCUGUACCUGGUCAAGCUGGUCAGCAACACCGACUGGUCGGCCGGCAGCAAGUUCUGGGAGUACCUCGACAAGGUCGGGCUGAUGCACACGGGCGAGCCGGGCUUCAAGCACCGCGCGCGCCGCCCGCAGCUGCGCGUCGAGCUGAUGCACUGCAGCGCGCUGCUGGGCUUUGUCGAGGAUAUCGUCGUGACCGCCGUGCUGGGCGCCGAGGAGAUCGAUCUGCCCACCAAGACCAAGGUGAUCCGCGCGUUUAAUAAGUUGCUCUGGAUCCAGAAUGAUCUGUUCCUCAAGCAUUAUACGCCCGAGCCGUGGAGCGCGCAGAAAGAGGCUGCGGAGUAA
Ophidiomyces ophidiicola is the source of this 663-nucleotide messenger RNA. RefSeq lists its product as uncharacterized. NCBI's taxonomy places the organism in Eukaryota, Fungi, Ascomycota, Eurotiomycetes, Onygenales, Onygenaceae. The coding region runs from base 1 to 663 and encodes 220 amino acids. The record is from RefSeq and is a predicted model, not a curated record. The transcript has a single exon. Gene Ontology annotation, molecular function: heme binding; oxygen binding.